AGCCUCCUGCUUGGCCCACCGACACUAAGAGCGAAAAGUUAAAGACGACGUCGAGUUUCCUUCGCGACAUUUUGGCAUCUUUUUUUCUGGUUUUCGAGGCUGACGCCGAAAGACCUCGACCGGCACGCAACGAGACUUACAACCAGACCACUGAGAAUUGUAGAAUGAUGGCGAGCGUCAAGCGGAUCCCGAGCCCCCCGGGGAAGGGCCCCACCCGGCGGAGCCUGUUCGGCCCAGUGGACAGGGAGCAGCUGCGGGCGGACUGCCAGGCCGCCCUGAGGAAAGACCUGGAGGAAGCGUCCCGCCGCUGGAGCUUCGACUUCCUGUCCGACCGGCCUCUGGCCCACGGAGAUUUCCAGUGGGAGGGGGUCCCCGGCGCCAAGGUGCCGGCGCUCUACAGGCCCCGUACGCUGGGGAGGGCGAGCGCUCCGAGGGCGACGGAGGCCGCGGUCAGCCCCAAGAAGGUCAGGGCGGAACCGCCGGAGUGCGAGAAGGAGAACAUCCCGGAAAAGGACUCCGACAGAUGUCCUUUGAACGUGGAGAGAACGCCGAGGAAGAAGGAGAGCGGCGGGAUCAAGAGGAAACAAACCAACAUUACGGAUUUCUAUCAGUCGAAAAGAAGAGUCGUGGGGAUGCCGCUUACAUCCAGCAAGUGAUUUUUCGGUCCAUCGGUGCAGCAUUCCACAGAGACUGACAAUAUUCCAACAGAACCUCACAAAAACGCUCAGGAAAGCCAAGUCGGGCCCGGACUGCACAUUUUGCUCCCAGGGACGCAAUACGAGCGACCUCAGCCCGUCGCGUCUUUACGGUUAUUUUGGGUGCUGUAUUAAUUUUUAGCGGGGGGGGGAGGGGGGAGACAUUUAAUCUGCGGAGGUUACCGCUAAUCUUUGCACCGGCGGAUUUGUACUCGUUUGGACCACGCGGACGUCCGAGGGUCGGCUGAAUUCUUCCUUGCGUGCGGGAGCAGGCGAAGCAGCGGCGCGCGUUUACUUGAAAGGCCGACGCCGCAAUCGAGGACGGCCGGAGGACGGAAGCGCCUUCGGUUCCUCUCCGCACAAUCCACUUUUUUUUUUUUUUUUUUACUUUGUUCUUGUUUUUCAUCAUGAUGUCACCCGAAUAUUUUGUGUUCCUUUUUAAGCACUUCGCGCGCGUUCUACUUCAUAUAUCCUGUUGCACAAGUGAAGCGUUCCGACGUCGUCUCCACACGUUGGCUUUGCUCGGGUGAGAUGCGACACGAGCGCCGUCGUCUUCCGUUUUCCGCCUUCACGUUUGCCUCUUUUUUUCUCCCUGUGUUUGUGUGCGUAAGCGGCCUGGCUCGAACGUGCUCCGUAGCGGUUAGCGUCUUAUUUAAAGAAAC
Messenger RNA from Syngnathoides biaculeatus (alligator pipefish), 1357 nucleotides. RefSeq names its product cyclin dependent kinase inhibitor 1A (gene cdkn1a). Gene Ontology annotation, molecular function: cyclin-dependent protein serine/threonine kinase inhibitor activity. The coding region runs from base 165 to 656 and encodes 163 amino acids. The record is from RefSeq and is a predicted model, not a curated record. NCBI's taxonomy places the organism in Eukaryota, Metazoa, Chordata, Actinopteri, Syngnathiformes, Syngnathidae. Gene Ontology annotation, cellular component: nucleus. Gene Ontology annotation, biological process: signal transduction by p53 class mediator; regulation of mitotic cell cycle. The transcript has 3 exons.